CUGACAAAUGAUAAGCUGCUUCAUUUCUUUUGAAGGGAAACUGAAAGUCGCUACAUCGGAUCUGAGCAUAGGAAGUGUCUCUGUUAUAACUUUAGCUCAGACCGGUUGUGCAGAGAGAACUUUCACACGCUUGGACGACGCACACUUACUGCACAAGUUUCUGAUCCCAGAAUUAAAGCUGUUUCCUGAAACUCCGAGCUCCUUUACUGGAAAAAGCAAGAACAAGUCAAGUGAAAGAAGGUGCAAGAUUCUAAGCAGGAGACAUGCCUCUCGAGGGUGUAGACCCCAAAGAUGGAGACUUGAUAGAAUUUAUGCGGGAUCUUUUUCAGCACUGGGGUAUCUAUGUUGGGGGCGGUCGUGUUGUUCAUUUAACAGGCCAGGAAGGCUUCUCUUGCUUUUCUUCUGCAUUUGCCAGCACAGCCAUAGUGAAAAUGGAGCCUCUGGAGACAGUGGCCGCCGGUUGUAUUUAUAAAGUCAAUAACAAAUAUGAUGACAAAAGAAGGCCGUUGCCACAAACAAAAGUGGUUCGGGCAGCACUGGAACAAGUGGGCAAGAGGAAACAAUACAGUGUCACCAGUGCAAACUGUGAGCAUUUUGUGACGGAAUUAAGAUAUGGAGAAUCGUUCUCUCACCAGGUUGAUAUUGCUAAGACAUAUUUUGCACUUGGAGGGCUAUCUUUUGUCUUGGCCUUGGGUGUAAUGGCAGCAUUUUCAUCACUGAGGAAUAAGCAGAAGCAGUAAAGUGCCAUUAUUUCACCACUGUUUCCCCUUGGCCUCUGAGAACUGUUCCUGAAGAAAUCAAAUUCUGCCUUGAUACUGUUAUUUUCACUUCUUGUGGAGUUGUUCUCAAACUUGGCACAAUAAAGUUACCAUCAUGUCAA
Molecule: messenger RNA, 880 nt
Organism: Xenopus laevis (African clawed frog)
Lineage: Eukaryota; Metazoa; Chordata; Amphibia; Anura; Pipidae
Product: phospholipase A and acyltransferase 3
Exons: 5
Coding region: 264-740 (158 amino acids)
Source: RefSeq, a predicted model, not a curated record